UUACAUAAGGAGUCUGUGGGCACAGCGGCGCUCCAGCGGCCCCGUCCUAUCUCUUUAAAUGACACAGAGCCGCUCGGUGCGCGCGCGCGCGUGUGUGUUUGGAGGAGGAAUUACGAGACAGAGGGCCACUGUGUUGUGGAGGAGGACCGAAAACACAACAUCCUUCGGCCUGCUGUGAUCGCUCUGAAGAGGCGGCUGCUCGUCCUCGCGUCUCCCGCGCCUGAUUCCUGGCGCUUGUCUAUGGGCUCGGCGGGCGCAUCCCCGCCCCCCCCUCGGUAGGAGAGACCGCGGCCAGGGCUUCGCUUUCAUCGUUAUCAUCACCUCGCCUUUUGUUGGUUUAUGAUUUGACAUCCGACGGUUGGAGGCGCGUGAGCGAGAGAGGAACAUGGAUUAAUGGCCGAGUGAUCUUCAUCCGCGAGGUUCCAAAUGUUGAACAUGUCAACCCCCAGCGAGCUGAAGUCCACCUGCGUGACUCGCAACGGUAUGGUGAAGCUGCCCCCGAGCCAGCCCAACGGUCUGGGCAGCGCCAGCAUCACCAAGGGCACCCCUGCUGCCAAGAACCGCCUGUGCCAGUCCUCCACCGUGCCCUCCAUCCUGCCCCCCCCUCCGUCGUCUCUCUCCUACCACCACCACCACCACCACCACCUGGACGGCCAGGGCCUGCCUCACUCCGCCGCCUCUCUACUGGGCUCCGAGCUGGAGCCCACCAAACCGCUGGUGGGCCUGAAGCCGUCGCUGCGCAAGCUGCCGCCCCUCACUUUACCCAAGCCCAUGCUGCUGGAGCGCCAGCUGGUCCUGGACGAGAAGCUGCUCAACCGCCUCCUCUGGUACUUCACCACGGCCGAGAAAUGUGUACUGGCGCAGGUGUGCAAGACCUGGCGCAAGGUCUUGUACCAGCCCAAGUUCUGGGAGGGGGUGACGCCCAUCUUGCACGCCAAGGAGCUUUACACCUUGUUACCCAACGGGGAGAAAGAGUUUGUGAGCCUGCAGGCCUUCGCGCUGCGGGGCUUUCAGUCCUUCUGCUUAGUGGGCGUGUCAGACCUGGACAUUUGUGAAUUCAUCGACAACUACCCGCUCUCCAAGAAGGGGGUGCGCUCGGUCAGCCUCAAGAGGUCCACCAUCACAGACGCGGGACUGGAGGUCAUGCUGGAGCAGAUGCAGGGUCUGAUGCACCUGGAGCUGUCGGGCUGCAACGACUUCACGGAGGCCGGCCUGUGGUCGAGUCUAAACGCGCGGCUGACGUCCCUCAGCGUCAGCGACUGCAUUAACGUGGCGGAUGACGCCAUCGCCGCCAUCUCGCAGCUCCUGCCCAACCUGUCGGAGCUGAGCCUCCAGGCGUACCACGUGACCGACACGGCGAUGGCGUACUUCACAGCCAAGCAGGGCUACACCACCCACACGCUGCGGCUUCACUCCUGCUGGGAGAUCACCAACCACGGGGUGGUCAACAUGGUCCACAGCCUGCCCAACCUGACGGCACUCAGCCUCUCCGGCUGCUCCAAGAUCACAGACGACGGCGUGGAGCUGGUGGCGGAAAACCUCCGCAAGCUCCGCAGCCUGGACUUGUCCUGGUGCCCGAGGAUCACCGACAUGGCUCUGGAGUACAUCGCCUGCGACCUGCACAAGCUGGAGGAGCUGGUGCUGGACAGGUGUGUGCGGAUCACUGACACCGGUUUGGGCUACUUGUCCACCAUGUCGUCGCUGAGGAGCCUCUACCUGCGCUGGUGCUGCCAGGUGCAGGACUUCGGAUUGCAGCACUUGUUUGGGAUGAGGAGUCUUCGUCUCCUGUCGCUAGCAGGCUGCCCCCUGCUGACCACCACCGGCCUCUCCGGCCUGAUCCAGCUGCAGGACCUGGAGGAGCUGGAGCUGACCAACUGCCCCGGAGCCACGGCCGAGCUCUUCAAGUACUACUCCCAGCACCUGCCUCACUGCAUGGUCAUCGAGUAGCGGCGCCCGCCCUCCUGUUCUGACCCGACGGACCCACCCGCAAUACUCCCGCCUCCUCCACGCUUCCUCACUCUUCUGACUCUCGCCAGCGAGGACGCUCUCAUCACCGUAGACCCACCUCCACCCGCCGUCUUCCUCCAACCCCCGCCUCCAGCCCGGCAGAAGAAGGUGCGACGUCUUGUCCCACGGUGCGAGAAGCUUCCGGAAGACUUUCCGGACGGAGGAACCUCGACAUGUGCUCAUCAUCCAGUGAAUUUACCGCCACGACUAACUCUGUGUGUAAUAUAAUCCUUGUCUCGUCCGAGAGACUCGGCCGGGAGUGGAGGGCCGGACGGAAGCUCCUCUCCCUUCUUGUGCAGUGUGGACUCAGCGGCUCUUUCUGGGGACAUCCAUCCUCCGGUCAGAAACAUUUCGACAUGCUUUUUAUUUCGCUGUGUUGGAGUUGCACGCUCACUUUGACCCCAUUUUUUGAUACACGAUCCGGAGUGUCGAAGUUCAUCGGCGAGGCAGGGAAGUGCUUUUUUCAGGGGACUCAAAAAGGGCAUCGCUUUUUUUAAAGAUCACCGUGUUUGCAACGCUUCAUUUCUUAAAAGUUUCCUUCAGCAAGAGCUGGCGGUGGUGGUGGCAGGUCGACGUUUGAGUUUCUAUUUAUGAAAAAAAAAAAAAAGAUAUUUGCUAAAAAUAUUCCAAAAAAAUAAGAAGUGAGGUUGUCACUUUUCUAUUUGAAGUUUUGGGGAUAAUUUGAAUUUAAAAAGUUCUAUUUUUAAUCAUAUACAUUUUUACAGAGACUGUGGAGGUUUUUCUCUUGGUCCUGCUGAAGAGGUGGGUUUGUGAUGGACUUGAGGAGGCUGGUUCUGGAGGUUCCAGACGGCCCAGACACAAAUCGGGCUCUUGUUUUGAUGGUUUGGAGCAACAGCGCCUCAGUGGCUUUCACAGUCAGGAGUGAGAGUGCGCUGCAGAAACCCCCCAGCAGGGGGCGGGCUCCUCACCUUCCUCGAGAUGUGUCAGGGCUUCAUUUUGGAUUCUUUUCGGGCCUAAAAAUUGUAAAUAAAAAUGAGAUAUAGUCAAGGAAGUAGACCAGAGGCGGAAAGGUUUACCUGUCGAGCUGACAUGGUCAGGAAGGGAGCGGACCGGCAGGCACUGAGGGAUGCGUGCGCUGCUUCCUGACCAAAAGGUUGUCUUUCCUCCAGUGUCCGGUGCUUGUUGGUCAGAGCUACUUUAUCAACCGAAUGAAGCCGAGACGCGUUCGCUCUGGUUUAAGCCUUUUCAGAGGAGUCAUUGAAAAUCAUAGCAGCCUCAGACUCGCACUUCGAUUUCAAGAUUGUCGAUCUCGCAGCGUCAGCAGCCCAAAAGAUACUGAGACUCCGAGUCAGAGCUCAGCUUCCUUCGCCCUCACGGAGACGUGGUUCAUUUGUCGUUCACAAACAUGACGUGAUUUGGUCUGUGAAUGAAUACCGAAGCUACUCUUGACAUGGUGACUCAGCUGGAACCCAAAAAUGCAUGUACAGCUGCUGACGUCCGGACAGACCAGGAGGUGUGGCGUUCAGGGACGUGGGGAAAAUGGGGAUCGCUCAAAGCAGGGUCCGAGAGCGAGACCGCCGGGUGGAGACGACGCUCCGCCCCGGGCUGUGUUUGGCUGUCAGGCUCUUGCAUCAUCGCACAUGUGCCAACUCCCAUCAGCUCGUGCCAAAAUGUCACCGGAGCAGCGGACGCGGCAUGUGGACCUGCCUUGACUGGGUGACGCGGGAGCAGCUUGUGUCCUCUGUUCUCUGUACAUAUUUAUUUAUUUAAAUUCAGUUCUGUCUCUUUAUUUAUUGGCCAGACGCCGGGAUGUUGACGCGCCGGCGUUGACUGCCGGUUUUUGUUUUGUUUUUUUACUCAUGAAGUUGGACAAAAAAACGGACUGGAAUAUUUUAUGGUUGUGUUGAAUGUGGCGAGCGAGCGGUUGUUGACAUGACGCCAGCUGUGGACGACAGAGCGGCUUCAUCUGUGCGUCUGAACUCCAACGCGGUGUCGCUGUGUGCAACAUAUUAGCCCGAACAUUUGACUCUAUUGAUUAAACACUGUUUGGUAAGACC
Synchiropus splendidus (mandarinfish) is the source of this 4025-nucleotide messenger RNA. It is a transcript of the gene fbxl16, whose product is annotated as F-box and leucine-rich repeat protein 16. The record is from RefSeq and is a predicted model, not a curated record. Gene Ontology annotation, cellular component: SCF ubiquitin ligase complex. Bases 427 to 1947 code for a protein of 506 amino acids. Gene Ontology annotation, biological process: SCF-dependent proteasomal ubiquitin-dependent protein catabolic process. NCBI's taxonomy places the organism in Eukaryota, Metazoa, Chordata, Actinopteri, Syngnathiformes, Callionymidae. The transcript is spliced from 7 exons. Gene Ontology annotation, molecular function: protein binding.